Pocillopora damicornis (cauliflower coral) is the source of this 833-nucleotide messenger RNA. RefSeq lists its product as uncharacterized. The record is from RefSeq and is a predicted model, not a curated record. NCBI's taxonomy places the organism in Eukaryota, Metazoa, Cnidaria, Anthozoa, Scleractinia, Pocilloporidae.
AUAGCAAUUAGUGUCCUGACUUUCCCGUUUCUUUACUUUACGUUUAAAAAGCAACAAGUGGGCUCGAGCUAUGGCGAUUCAUAUGCAGACUUUUUGUUGUGGAUGUAACCUGCGAACAGGCAUUAUGUUAAUCGGCCUCUUCGGCAUCUUCUCAAAUGGAGUAGGAAUUUACUGGAACCACACAGCCGCGGAAACUGGUGAACUGGAUGCAUUGCCAAUCUCCCAGGGAUACAAAAAAGUUUUAGCCGAUUUGAGUAUGGUUGCCCUUGCAUUUUCCGCCGUUUCAAUGUUGGCGGAUGUCUUUCUUUUGAUUUCCUACUGCAUGCCGAGCAGAUAUCUGACACAUUCCUGGAUUAUCUGGCGAAUUUUUGUGAUUUUCGGCUCCUUCAUUUUGAACAUUUUUCUCAUGUCUGUUUGGGAGGGGUUCUUGUUUUUGUUCUGUUUGAACAUCUACGCAUGGCUGUUAAUGGUGAGUUUCACCUCUGUACACUGCUUUGGCUUUAAUCUAAGAAUCCGAAGAUGUUCUGAGUUAUAAAUGUGACACAUAUUCCGUUUGAUUCGUUCAUUCCAUCUUUCUUCGCCUGUUCUUUCCUUAGUUCAGCCAGUCAUUCGUUCAUUCAGUAGGUCAGUCAUUAUGUCAGUCAAUCAAUCAGUCUGUCGGUCUGUCAGUCAGUCAUUAAGUUAGUCAGUCAUUUAGUUAGGAAGUCGAUCUGUCAGUCAGUGUGUCAGUUAGUUUGUCAGUAAGUUAAUAUAAUUUAGGUUUUAUCAACUGAGUUGAUGAUGACAAUUGGCCACCGUAAAGAGUUUCAAAGCUGACAUUUCAAGCGUUUGCC